GCGCCUGCGCAAAGCAUGCCUGGGGAUCCGUCACAUGACCGCUGCCUAGCGGCCAAGAUGGCGCCGUCCAGCGUGGCUCUCCUGGCGCUGUGCCUGCUGCUGCCGCUGCUGCUUCUGGGCGGGUGGAAGCGCUGGCGGCGGGGGCGCGCGGCCCAGCACGUGGUCAUUGUGGUGCUGGGCGACGUGGGCCGCAGCCCCCGCAUGCAGUACCACGCGCUGUCCUUGGCCAAGAGCGGCUUCUCGGUGACCCUCUUGGGGUUCUGCAAUUCCAGACCCCACCAUGAGCUCUUGCAGAGCGACAGAAUACAGAUUGUGAAGUUGAUGGAACUUCAGAGUCCCACAGUUGGGCCCCCGGUUCUGCGGUAUGGAGUCAAAGUUGUUUUUCAGACAGUGUACUUGCUGUGGAAGUUGAUGUGGAGGGAACCAGCAGCCUAUAUCUUUCUUCAGAACCCCCCAGGCCUGCCGAGCAUUGCCGUCUGCUGGUUUGUGGGCUGCCUUUGUGGGAGCAAACUGGUCAUCGACUGGCACAACUAUGGCUACUCCAUCAUGGGCCUGGUGCAUGGCCCUAAGCACCCCCUUGUUCUGCUGGCCAAGUGGUAUGAGAGGCUCUUCGSGCGCCUGUCCCACCUGAACCUGUGUGUGACCAAUGCAAUGCGGGAAGACCUGGCUGAGAACUGGCACAUCAAGGCUGUGACUGUCUACGACAAGCCGGCUUCGUUCUUUAAGGAGACACCGCUGGACCUGCAGCAUGAGCUCUUCAUGAAGCUGGGCUGCACCUACUCUCCGUUCAGGGCCUGCUCAGAACCCUCGGGCCCUGCCAUAGAGAGGUCGGCCUUCACGGAGAAGGAUGCUCGCACUGGGGUGGUGACACAUCUUGGUGGGCGGCCGGCACUGCUGGUCAGCAGCACCAGCUGGACAGAGGACGAGGACUUCUCCAUCCUGCUGGCAGCGUUGGAAGAGUUUGAACAGCGGGCAUCUGAUGGAGACAGCCUUCCUUCUGUAGUCUGUGUGAUAACAGGCAAAGGGCCGCUGAAGGAGCACUACAGCCGCCUCAUUGGCCAGAAGCAGUUCCAGCACAUCAAGGUGUGCACGCCGUGGCUGGAGGCCGAGGACUACCCGUUGCUUCUAGGGUCGGCGGACCUGGGUGUCUGUCUGCACAAGUCCUCCAGUGGCCUGGACCUGCCCAUGAAGGUGGUGGACAUGUUUGGGUGCUGCCUGCCUGUGUGUGCCGUGAACUUUAAGUGCCUGCAUGAGCUUGUGAAGCACGGGGAGAACGGCCUGGUCUUUGAGGAUGCGGAGGCGCUGGCAGCUCAACUGCAGAUGCUUUUCUCAAAGUUUCCUGAUCCUGCUGGAAAACUAAACCAGUUUCGGAAGAACCUUCGGGAGUCAGAGCAGCUUCGAUGGGACGAGAGCUGGCAGCAGACUGUGCUCCCUUUGGUCAUGGACACAUGACCCUACAGGCCCA
Molecule: messenger RNA, 1465 nt
Organism: Urocitellus parryii (Arctic ground squirrel)
Lineage: Eukaryota; Metazoa; Chordata; Mammalia; Rodentia; Sciuridae
Gene: Alg1
Product: ALG1 chitobiosyldiphosphodolichol beta-mannosyltransferase
Cellular component (GO): endoplasmic reticulum
Molecular function (GO): mannosyltransferase activity
Source: RefSeq, a predicted model, not a curated record